Molecule: messenger RNA, 1083 nt
Organism: Adineta steineri
Lineage: Eukaryota; Metazoa; Rotifera; Eurotatoria; Adinetida; Adinetidae
Source: the annotation of a GenBank genome assembly
AUGCCAAUCUUUCCUCCAAGACGAAAAUCACAAACAAAAAAGGAUGAAUCUGUAAGUGGUAUUAUUCCAUCAUCAUCCGAUUCAGCAAUACCAACAACAACAGCAACAACAUCAUCAGCUAAUCCAAGUUCAUCAACAACAACGACAUCGAGUCGACCUCAAUCCUAUUCUUCGUCUAAUAAUAGUCAACGUUCAACAACAAGUUCAUCAAAUGGUGAAACACCAAAACUUAUAUUUCAUUGCCAGUUAGCUCAUGGAAGUCCAACAGGUCUUAUAUCAGGUUUUAGUAAUGUUAGAGAAUUAUAUCAAAAAAUAGCUGAUUGUUUUGAAAUUCCAGCAUCAACGAUACUUUUUUGUACAUUAAAUACACAUAAAAUUGAUAUGAGUCAAUUAUUGGGUGGACAAAUCGGUUUAACUGAUUUUAUAUUUGCACACGUUAAAGGACAACCAAAAGAAAUUGAUAUUGUUAAAUCUGAACCUGCUCUUGGUUUAACUAUAACUGAUAAUGGAGCAGGUUAUGCGUUUAUUAAACGAGUUAAAGAUGGAAGUGUUAUUGAUCGACUUAAAACACUUGUUAAAAUUGGUGAUCAUAUUGAAAAAAUUAAUGAUAAAUCAUUAAUUGGUACACGACAUUUUGAAGUUGCAAAAAUGCUUAAAGAACUUCCUGUUGGUGCUACAUUUACAAUGCGUUUAGUAGAACCAAAUACAUUUGGAUUCCAUGUUGAACCAGCUAAACGUGGUCGUAAACCAGGUGAUGUUAAAAGUGGUACAAAAACACUUCGAUUCAAAGCUGAUGGUAAAGCAAGUGUUGAAGAUGUUGAUGAUACAAUGGUUAAAGCUAUUGAUCGUAUCAAUUCUCUUCUUGAAACAUUUAUGGGUAUUCAUGAUUCUGAUUUAGCACAACAAAUUUGGGAUUUAGCGCAAGAUAAAAAAAAUCCAAGUGAUUUUGCUAUGGCAAUUGAUGAAUCAGAAAUAGGCGCAUUUAAUUUUACUGAUGAAUUUAUCUUUGAUUUAUGGGCUGGUAUCGAUGAUAUUAAAGCUGGACGAAUAAAAGAAGAAGAUUAUGAAGGUGAAAGAUUAUAG